UGGUCCCCUCACCACCUUGUUCUUUCUGGCCCCAGAGGCCAUCAUCAUCCAGGGCACAAGGGGGCCUGCCCCUUGGCCAGGUGGCUGCCUGUCCUCUGACCCUGGGUUGUCGACGGGAGGGGAGAGCUGGAAACCGGGGUCAGAAGGAUGCCAGCAGGUCCGUCACUCCCUGCCUGGAUCCGGCCAAGUGCGGGGGACCUUGGCCAGCAUCCUAGAGAGCUGGCGCACCUCCUGGGCCUGACGCGGGCUUCCUGGAUUGCAUAAAGGCUCCUUCUCCUUACAUAGCCAGGGCAAAGGUGCAUGACAACUCUGAGCAAGUCAAAACAACCAUCAGCAGCGGGAAACCUCGAUGAACAAACACCGGGAGAGUGUUUCUGCAGAUCCUGCUUUGUGACUUCGAGUGAAGUGUGGAAGCGCUGGAAGCACUUAGACCCUGCCUGUGUCGCAGACCCCUGGGAGGCACCAACACCCCGGAUCGAGAAGCCCGAUGGGAAAGAAUGUCUGGGAAGGACGUCAUGCCGGAGGCUUGCGUGACAGUUUCCACUCACAGUGCGCUCACUCUGAACCUCCCUGCACACAAUGGGCCUGCAUCUCUUCCCACUAUCUGCUAGGAAA
Molecule: messenger RNA, 615 nt
Organism: Gorilla gorilla gorilla (western lowland gorilla)
Lineage: Eukaryota; Metazoa; Chordata; Mammalia; Primates; Hominidae
Exons: 3
Coding region: 301-534 (77 amino acids)
Source: RefSeq, a predicted model, not a curated record